AUGACGGAACUUACCUGGCAAAGAGACGAUGACGUCACUGCCUGUCACCUCUGCGACUCGCCAUAUUCAUUCAUUAACCGAAGACAUCACUGCCGGAAGUGUGGAAAGGUGGUGUGUUCCUCUUGCUCAAACCAGGAGAUCACAUACUUGCCCAAUACUCAGGUAGUCCAUGCAAACGGUCCGCCGCUGAGAUGCUCACCGAACCAAAGGUAUCGCACCUGCGACACGUGUGUUGCGGAGAUCAGGACUAUUCGUAGAACGCUUCUUGGCGAUAGCCUCGACAGACGCACUCUGAGAGACGCUAAUUUUCUGAGAGAAAACACUCCGGUGGUGGGAAACUCUAAGUAUGCGCGCAUCAAGUCGCGGCCCGUAGAAUCGGCCUCGUCGGCACUGACGCUCAACAAUAGAACCGACACAGAGAGUGACCAAAACCUCUGUCCGGUGUGCGCGGUCGAUCUCCUCAAAAGGUUCUUCGAAACGGUUCAAAACGGUGACGCAGAGUCGUCUCUGAAUGCAUUUGAAACCUUCAAAGAAUGUCACAUCAGUGAGUGUCUAGUGUGUUUUGACUUCACCAACGACCACAUGCGGCUUCAGAGCCCUCCGCUGGGCUCGCAGGCCCGCAACAGAAUGUUGGUAUACAAUAUUCCUCCGAUUCCGCGGCCCAGCUACGAGCUCGUGGGCGAAACUGGCCCCAACUCGGUAGACACGAUAGUGCAAAUCACAGAGGUCGAAGCAGAGAAGAAUGCCAUUGACGACGAGUGUGUGAUAUGCCUUGAAGAUUUGAAGCCAGGCGAUAAGGUUGGGCGUCUUGAGUGUUUGUGUGUUUUCCACUAUAAAUGUAUCAAGGAUUGGUUCAACAAGAAAAGCUACGGCGAGUGUCCUGUUCAUUUCCUACACCGAUAA
Australozyma saopauloensis is the source of this 903-nucleotide messenger RNA. Its product is annotated as phosphatidylinositol-3-phosphate-binding ubiquitin-protein ligase. The record is from RefSeq and is a predicted model, not a curated record. Lineage: Eukaryota; Fungi; Ascomycota; Pichiomycetes; Serinales; Metschnikowiaceae. Gene Ontology annotation, biological process: protein K48-linked ubiquitination; proteasome-mediated ubiquitin-dependent protein catabolic process. The transcript has a single exon. Gene Ontology annotation, cellular component: membrane; intracellular membrane-bounded organelle; cytoplasm. Bases 1 to 903 code for a protein of 300 amino acids. Gene Ontology annotation, molecular function: metal ion binding; ubiquitin protein ligase activity.